AGAGCGCCGGGCCGGCAGCGCCGCGGGUGCAGCCACGGCAACUUUGGCGGGGCGGGCGGGCGGCGGCGGCGGCGGCAGCAGCAGGGGCACCACCAUGUCCGGCAACGGGCUCACUUACAGCGAGCAGGGCGGAGAGGCGGCGUCCGAGCUGGCGCAGGAGGCGGCUCCCACCGUGACCCCCUCGGCUCCCGCGGCCUUCGGGCUCUUCAGCAGCGACACCAAGAAAAAUGAAGACCUAAAACAAAUGUUGGAAAGCAGUAAAGAUUCUGCAAAGCUGGAUGCAAUGAAAAGGAUUGUUGGGAUGAUUGCAAAGGGAAAAAAUGCUUCUGAGCUGUUUCCUGCUGUUGUGAAGAAUGUUGCCAGUAAAAAUAUUGAGAUAAAAAAGCUUGUGUAUGUUUAUCUGAUGCGCUAUGCAGAGGAGCAGCAAGAUCUAGCAUUAUUGUCCAUCAGUACUUUCCAGCGUGCUUUGAAAGAUCCUAAUCAGUUAAUCCGUGCAAGUGCUUUAAGAGUUUUAUCCAGUAUACGUGUCCCAAUUAUUGUUCCUAUUAUGAUGCUUGCUAUUAAGGAGGCCUCUUCUGAUUUAUCUCCUUAUGUGAGAAAAAAUGCAGCCCAUGCAAUCCAAAAACUGUACAGUCUUGAUCCAGAGCAAAAGGAAAUGUUGAUUGAAGUGAUAGAAAAGCUUUUGAAGGAUAAAAGUACGCUGGUAGCUGGGAGCGUGGUGAUGGCGUUUGAGGAAGUGUGUCCAGAUAGAAUAGAUCUGAUUCACAAGAACUACCGAAAGCUCUGUAACUUGCUGGUUGAUGUGGAAGAGUGGGGUCAAGUUGUUAUAAUCCACAUGUUAACUCGGUAUGCGCGUACGCAGUUUUUAAGUCCAUGGAAGGUUGAUGAAGUGGUGGAUGAAUACAGUGAAAAUAAUUUCUAUGAAUCUGAUGAAGAACAGAAAGAGAAGGAUCAGAAAUUGAAAACCACCUAUACUAUGGACCCGGAUCACAGGCUGCUGUUACGAAAUACAAAGCCCCUGCUUCAGAGCCGAAAUGCUGCUGUGGUAAUGGCAGUUGCACAGCUUUACUGGCAUUUGGCACCAAAAUCUGAAGCUGGUAUUGUUUCUAAGUCAUUGGUGCGUUUACUCCGUAGUAACAGAGAGGUGCAGUAUAUUGUCCUGCAAAAUAUUGCCACUAUGUCAAUUCAGAGAAAGGGCAUGUUUGAACCUUAUCUGAAGAGUUUCUAUGUUAGAUCAACUGAUCCAACUAUGAUCAAAACACUUAAGCUUGAAAUAAUGACAAAUUUAGCAAAUGAAGCCAACAUAUCAACUCUGCUUCGAGAAUUUCAGACUUACGUGAGGAGCCAAGACAAGCAGUUUGCUGCAGCUACGAUUCAGGCAAUAGGCAGAUGCGCUACUAACAUCACUGAAGUGACUGACACGUGCCUCAACGGCCUCGUCUGUUUGCUGUCCAACAGGGAUGAAAUUGUAGUUGCUGAAAGUGUUGUUGUCAUUAAGAAACUGCUGCAAACUCAGCCGGCACACCACGGUGAAAUUAUUAAGCAUAUGGCCAAACUCUUGGAUAACAUUACAGUUCCAGUAGCCAGAGCCAGUAUCCUCUGGCUCAUCGGUGAGUACUGUGAACGGGUUCCAAAGAUCGCACCUGAUGUUCUGAGGAAGACAGCCAAGAGCUUCACGAAUGAAGACGACCUUGUAAAGUUGCAGAUCUUAAAUUUGGGUGCAAAACUCUACUUAACAAAUUCAAAGCAGACAAAAUUGCUUACCCAGUAUGUAUUAAAUCUCGGCAAGUAUGAUCAAAGCUACGACAUCAGAGACCGUACAAGAUUUAUUAGGCAGCUUAUUGUUCCGAAUGAGAAGAGUGGAGCUUUAAGCAAAUAUGCAAAAAAAAUAUUUCUGGCACAGAAACCUGCCCCAUUGCUUGAGUCUCCUUUUAAAGAUCGGGAUCAUUUCCAGCUUGGCACCUUGUCUCACACACUGAAUAGCCGAGCCACUGGUUACCUGGAGCUGUCCGACUGGCCAGAGGUGGCACCUGACCCCUCUGUCCGAAAUGUCGACGUGGCUGAGUCGGCAAAGGAAUGGACUGGAAUUCUAGGCAAGCCAAAGAAGGAGAAACCUACUGAAAAGUUCUACUCUGAAUCAGAAGAGGAGGAAGAUGAGUCUGCCAGUACCAGUUCAUCAGGGAGUGGGUCUGACAGUGAAAGUGAGAAGGAAGAUAAAGAGGAAGGCAGCAGUGAUGAGAGUAGUGGGAGUUCCUCUCCCAGUGAAGAAUCAACUGACAGUGAGUCAGACAGCAAAGAAAGUGCUGCUAAGAAAACAUGUAGGGCUGUCAAUGAAAGUGAUUCAGAGGAUAUAAAAAAGAAAGCAGAGGGGAUUUCCAACAAGAGAAGCACAUCCAGUUCCUCUGAUACAGAGUACACUUCAUCAGAUGAAUGUUCUUCAGGAUCCAAGUCAGAAUCUGACUCUAAAAGUGACUCUGAGUCUGGAAAAUCUAGAAAUGCUACCUCUAAUAAGGUUAGUAAGAAAGAAGAAAAAACAGUACAAGAUAGAAAGACUCCAAAAAACCAAGACAUGUUUCUCUUAGAUUUAGAUGAUUUUUGUCCUGUAACAACUCCUGUGGCAGUUCCUACAGCAGCUGUUUUGUCCCCAAGUUUAGCAGCAGACCUAGAGGGAUUAAGUCUGUCGAGUUCAUCAGUCAUUGAUGUCACUAUGCAAGUCUCUGUGCCAACACAAACACAUGAACUGCUUCAUCGAAUGAGUGGGAAAGGAUUAGCAGCUCACUAUCACUUCUCAAGACAGCCAGGCAUUUUUGGUGAUCGUAUGGUACCUGUGCAAGUGACAGUAACAAAUACAACUGAUCAGAAGAUAGAGAACAUUCACAUUGGAGAGAAGAAAUUACCUCCAGGCAUGAGGAUGCAUGAGUUUGAUCCAAUAGAGUGCCUUGAGCCUGGAGGAUCCAUUACUGCUACCAUGGGUAUUGACUUCUGUGAUUCUACCCAGACAGCCAGUUUCCAGUUGUGCACAAAGGAUGAUCACUUCAAUGUUAACAUUCAACCCCCUGUUGGAGAACUGCUCCUGCCUGUCACUAUGUCAGAGAAAGAUUUUAAGAAGGAGCAAGGAAUGCUGACAGGAAUGAAUGAGACAUCCACUACAAUAGCUGUUGCUCCACAGAACUCUACUAGACUUGUAAUAAUUGAGAGAGUAGUGAAAGCAGCUAACCUGGGUGUAGUUCCUUCUGGUCAAGAUAACAUACACAGGUUUGCAGCUAAGACUGUGCACAGUGGGUCACUGAUGCUAGUCACAGUGGAGCUGAAGGAGAGCUCUACAGCACAGCUCAUCAUAAACACUGAGAAAACUGUGAUUGGUUCUGUUCUGCUGCAGGAGCUGAAGCCUGUCCUGUCCCAGGGGUAACCUGCUUACAUCUGGACUUCAGAAUCUGGCACACAACAAAAGUGCCUGGCAUCCACUACUGCUGCCUUUCAUUUAUAAUAAUAGCCCUUCCAUCUGGCAGUGGGGAAAGAAUACACUCUUGACAUUCUUGUCUUCUGCUUUAGAAUGCUAGUGCGUAUCUAUCAUGUAUGCAAGUCCUUUCCUUUUUUUCUGCUUGCUAACCAAAGAACAUAUAUUUUACUGUCAGUUAUCUGCGCUCUUAAAGGUAUUUCCCAUUUGUUCUACCCUAGUCCUUCCCUCUCUCUUCCCUUCCCCCACCACCUUCCUUCCCCAUCAGCUUCCACCCCCCCCAUAGUGGACAAAUAUUAGGUAAUAAAGUUCAAUGGAAAUCACAUUGCUUGAAAACUGAGUUCAAAUGGCAGGUGGGUUCCAGCAACAUACACAAUGAGUAUGUGGUUCAGAGAGAAUUUUGGUGUGUGAAAACACAGUAAGUACAGCAAAAUGGUUUUCUAGAAAUGUUUGUAAACCUGAACUCAUCUACUGAGAACAUUGUUCCUACCUACUGUGAUUUUCCAAAUAUUUUGUUAAGAUGCUAAUAAAGUAGUGCCUAUGAACAGAGGCUCCCUCUUUCUUGUUUUGGUAGAAAAUUGAUAACAGACAUGUUGGUAUUGUAUAUACCUGGUUACCUGAAGUAAAUAUAAAUGAGGUGGACACUAUACACAAAGCAGCAAAUUGUUCUUGAAAAAGUAGCCAAUGUUUGUACUCCUGUGAAAUUGUCUGCUA
Messenger RNA from Camarhynchus parvulus, 4171 nucleotides. It is a transcript of the gene AP3B1, whose product is annotated as adaptor related protein complex 3 subunit beta 1. NCBI's taxonomy places the organism in Eukaryota, Metazoa, Chordata, Aves, Passeriformes, Thraupidae. The record is from RefSeq and is a predicted model, not a curated record. The transcript is spliced from 27 exons. Gene Ontology annotation, biological process: vesicle-mediated transport; anterograde synaptic vesicle transport; intracellular protein transport. Gene Ontology annotation, cellular component: AP-3 adaptor complex; membrane coat. The coding region runs from base 95 to 3409 and encodes 1104 amino acids.